UUGCUUGAGUGACAGCUCCUCCUUCAAUCACGAGGCGCGUUUAAAGCGAAGCGUACCGCCCAAGAGCGCACCGCCUCCAAUAAAAAAACCAGGGCAUUUUCGGGUUUACGCAACACUGCCUCGUCGUCAUAGUAACCAGAGGUCGGGAGAUCGUUUUUAGGCCCUAAGCUUUCGCGAUACUGAUGCCCGAGGAGUACUGGAAAGAGGAAGCCGAAGCCAGCCUUGGUAACUUGCCCAUUGCCCAUUGCCAUGGAACUGAGUCUGAACCGGAUGGAUUACCUGCAGGUGGGUGUGACAUCUCAGAAAACCAUGAAGUUGCUCCCUGCAUCAGGACGCAAAGCUACACAGAAGGUUGUUACUGGAGAUCACGAUGGUGUUAUUACCUGCUUUGGAAUAAAAAAAGGAGAAGCUAUCCCAGUAUUCAAGACUUUGCCAGGAGAAAAGAUUGCAAGACUAGAACUGGGAGGUGCUCUUAAUACUCUUCAGGAGAAAAUUUUCGUGGCUGCUGGUUCUGAAGUUCGAGGUUUCACAAAAAAAGGGAAACAGUUUCUUUCAUUUAACACCAACCUUACUGAAAACAUCAAAGCUAUGUAUAUAUCUGGAUCAGAUCUCUUUCUUGGUGCAAGCUAUAUUUAUAACCAUUACUGUGACUGUAAAGAUCAGCACUAUUACCUAUCGGGGGAUAAAAUCAACGAUGUACUCUGUCUUCCACCAGAUAAACUGUCUUGCAUUAUACCAGUAUUAGCAUGUCAAGAUAGAGUUCUUAGAGUUUUGCAGGGUUCAGAAUUAUUGUACGAAAUGGAAGUCCCAGGUCCACCUGCUGUUCUGGCCUUGAACAAUGGAAAUGGUGGUGACACUGGUGAAGAUGUUUUGUUUGGGACAUCCGAUGGCAAAAUUGGCUUGGUACAGAUUACUGGUGUUUCCCCAAUAGAAAAGUGGAAAGUUGGAAAUGAGAAAAAAAGAGGUGGCAUCUUAUGUAUGGAUAGUUUUGACAUUUUGGGAGAUGGAGUUAAAGAAUUGCUCAUUGGUAGAGAUGAUGGAAUAUUAGAGAUAUAUAAAUUUGAAACUGAAAAGAGCCCUGUUUUUAAAUAUGAAUAUGCCUUGUCGGAGAGUGUCACAUCCAUCCAAGGUGGCUGUGUUGGAAAAGAGGGCUAUGAUGAGAUUGUAACAUCUACAUUUUCAGGAUGGGUAUCUGGAUUAACUACUGAACCUAUUCACGGAGAAUGUGGAUUAGAUGAAUUGAAGAUGACUCAUGAAAUGCAGACUAAAGUUUCAUUCUUAAGGAAUGAAUUGGAACAGUUACAGAUGAAAGUACUUCAAGAACGUGAAAAAUACCAGCAGUCUUCUCAGUCCAGCACUGCUAUUUCAGCAGUCCCAACAUUCAGUAUAAAUGAUAAAUUUGCAUUAAACAAAGAUGAUGCCAGCUACAGCCUUGUUUUAGAAGUCCAGGCAGCAAUUGAUAUUGUCUUGUUACAGUGUGAUGUUCCUAUAGAUCUAAAGGAUGUGGAUAAAAAUUCAGCUGUGGUCAGUUUUACCGACUGUGAAGCUGAGCCAAAUGGUAACUUUCUCCUUGCUACUUAUCGAUGUCAAGUACAUACCACCCGAAUAGAACUAAAGAUUCUAUCAAUUGAAGGUCGCUAUGGAACUCUGCAAGCGUAUGUCAUUCCAAGAGUUCAACCCAAAACUUGUCAAGUUCGGCAGUAUCAGAUUAAGCCUUUGUCACUUCAUCAGAGAACACAUUGCCUUGACCAUGAUAGACCCAUGAAUACACUGACUCUCAAAGGACAGUUCAGUUUUGCUGAGGUUCAUUCCUGGAUUGUAUUUUGUUUGCCUGAAGUUCCUGAAAAGACACCAGUGGGAGACAGUGUCAGCUUCUACUUUCAGAACACUUUUUUGGAUACUCAGCUUGAAUGUACUUAUAGGAAAGGUGAGGGUUAUUUCAAAUCUGACAAUAUAUCCACAAUAUCCAUUCUCAAGGAUGUACUCUCUAAAGAAGCCACUAAAAGGAAAAUUAACCUCAAUAUAUCAUGUGAUAUGGAUGAAGCAUCUGUGAAUCAUACUUUAAACCUUAUCCAUCCAAAAUUAGAAUACCAGUUGAUGUUGGCUAAAAAAGUUGAACUAAUAGAUGCUUUAAAAGAAUUGCAGGCUCAUGAAGGUAACAUGGAUUUCCUAAUUCCAGAGUAUCGCAAUAUUUUGGAAGAGUCAGAUCAGCUACUUAUAGAACACAAGAAACAACCAACAUCUCUUGAAAGACUUUAUGGUAUGAUUACUGAUUUGUUCAUUGACAAAUUUAAGUUCAAAGGUACAAAUGUGAAAACCAAAGUUCCUCUCCUCCUGGAAAUUUUAGGAAGCUAUGAUCAAAAUACAUUACUUGCAUUUUUUGAUAGUGCUACCUGAACUACAAGAACUGAAAAAGCAAUGAGAUUUCUUUAAGGAGAAGAUACCAAGAUGCAAAUGAAGAAAACUGUUGUUUCAUUUAUAUAGUUUAUAUAUAAUUACAGUGCUUUUUUUCUAUUGAA
Messenger RNA from Thamnophis elegans (Western terrestrial garter snake), 2519 nucleotides. It is a transcript of the gene BBS7, whose product is annotated as Bardet-Biedl syndrome 7. Gene Ontology annotation, molecular function: protein binding. Lineage: Eukaryota; Metazoa; Chordata; Lepidosauria; Squamata; Natricidae. Bases 250 to 2397 code for a protein of 715 amino acids. The transcript has 19 exons. Gene Ontology annotation, biological process: intracellular transport; intracellular protein localization; non-motile cilium assembly. The record is from RefSeq and is a predicted model, not a curated record. Gene Ontology annotation, cellular component: membrane; ciliary basal body; neuron projection.